Molecule: messenger RNA, 612 nt
Organism: Strongylus vulgaris
Lineage: Eukaryota; Metazoa; Nematoda; Chromadorea; Rhabditida; Strongylidae
Source: the annotation of a GenBank genome assembly
AUGCGGAUUAUAUUCUCCAGCGAUAACUUGCACUGCAAACAGAAACCUCGUGAAACUCAAACACAAGCAAAUAGUCACAACGAUCUGCUCACUCUUCAACUCAUUGCCUCAAAGUACAGAUCGUUAGCAGGUGAAGGAGGCCAUCACCACUGGGGGUAUCGGGAGCACACUGGACCAGAAAAUUGGCCUAAAACAUGCCAGGAUGGUUUCCGGCAAGUACGUCUUCUGCUUCGUGAUAAAUUCAAACUUUCGUUCAUAUCUCUGAUCGACUUUUAUUCAUCUUCCUAUAGUCACUUACUGCUCCUUAUAACAUGUUCCGGUACGCGAGAUGCAUUUCCGAAUUGUGUUAGCGACGGCGUUAGACCUUGGCAAUCACGUAGCCGCCAUGAAGAUUCUGCUCAUACUGCCAUUCAUAAUCAAAGAGCCCUAUUGACAUCCGUGCUUCUGAUACUGAUUAUGCCUUGCUACAUAGGAUGCAUUUCGUCCAUUACGACCACGCCGGUCCUAUCAACAUCAGCAACAAUGGGCAUACAAUUGUCGUUACAUCUCAACUCAUUAGGGAGUCGUUACAUGCCGGACACGUAUUUUGACAAAAGUGCACAAACAUCUUAG